Suillus discolor is the source of this 3822-nucleotide messenger RNA. RefSeq lists its product as uncharacterized. NCBI's taxonomy places the organism in Eukaryota, Fungi, Basidiomycota, Agaricomycetes, Boletales, Suillaceae. The transcript has 20 exons. Gene Ontology annotation, biological process: regulation of transcription by RNA polymerase II. Gene Ontology annotation, cellular component: Rpd3S complex. The record is from RefSeq and is a predicted model, not a curated record. Bases 1 to 3822 code for a protein of 1273 amino acids.
AUGACUUCCAUGGCGGAUGUUCCGGUGUACAUGUUACCUGGAGUGCCGGUGGUGCAACCGCCUCAUCUCGAGGGUCUUUCAGAUCCGUCUCUUUCAACUGAAAUUUUACCAGGUCCACCUUCCCUGCUGUCUGUUCAGCAGGCUGCGCACAAGCGCGACCCAAAGAAACCAGGAGCUUUUGUGUCAUAUCUGCCAGCAUCUGAUCCGGGCUCCACUUACUCUGGAUUAAUGGCUUCCACUGCCCUCAGCGCCACCGAUGCUGAAGGGCAACGACGCAAACGUGCUAGGGUCGACAAAGGAACCGCAAAUGGAAGGGCUCAGCGUGCAUCUGCUCGCAACUUGAACAGCAGUACUAUUCCUCUGUCGGAUCUCAUCGUCCCUGAAGCAUCUUCUCGUCAACCCAGUAUACCCCCACUACCAGACUCCGACCCUUUUCCGAUAAACCAUGACUUUGACGAACUUUCAAUUUCUCGAGCUACCUCUGCUCCUGCUCUCGAUGAACCCUUGCCGCCCCAACUGCCUCCUCCAGUUGUAUCAAAUGGGAGAGGAAGACCGAGAAAAGACAAAGGAAAAGGAAAAGAGACGGAAAAACACUCUGUAAAGAUCAAAGAAGAACCAAUGGCCACGUACUCGCUCUCCCCUGACCCUUCACUUGGACUGUUGAACGAAGAUCACUGCUCAUCUUGUCGGUCAUUGGGUGCUCUGGUAUACUGUGAUGGAUGCCCACGAGCCUUUCAUCUCUGGUGUUUGGACCCACCAAUGGAACCUGUGGACCUACCAGAACUUGGAGAGAGGUGGUUUUGUCCUAGCUGCACGAUUCGAAAGCAUCCGCCAAACAAACCACCACCUUCCUUCAUGUCGCCCCUCAUUCAUCAAGCACAGACAAACAUUCCGAAAGAAUUUCAGCUUCCAGAGGAUGUUAGAAGUUUUUUCAAGGAUGUUGCUACUGGUUCCAAUGGGUGUUACGUUGAUAGCUCAGAGAUCAAACCACCUCGCCUGAAUCGUCACGGUCAACUUGAGGAGCGUGAACCUUACCGCCUCAAGGACAAGAACGGCGUCCCUGUGCUUUGCUUCCGUUGCGGAACGUCUACCCUUCCCAGCGUUGUUGAUGUAUCUGCUCCACCGGCAAAGCGUUCCAGGAGGUCAACCUCGUCCUCCCAUAGUGCCACCCCCGAAGUUUGGAGAUGCAUGGUGUCUUGCGAUUACUGCAGCCUUCACUGGCAUUUAGAUUGUCUCGACCCGCCUCUUGUGGCUAUGCCUCCAUUCAAUAAGAAGUGGAUGUGUCCCAACCACGCAGAUCAUGCUUUGCAACCCAAGCGUCGCGUUCCAAAGCAAAACCCACCCAUGAUAGACAUAACAAAACCGCGCCAGUUUAAUAAUGGCAACAUCGACAUCGUCCACCCACAAGGCACUUCGAUAGCAGAGAAGUUAGUCCUGGAUGAAAUCCUUAUCAAUGGUCGAAGAUAUAGGGUUCCGGAGAAAGUGAUCAUGCUCGAUUUCUGGAAUAAGAUCAGUAAAGAUCAGUAUCUUGAUCAAAGGCCACCGGUGUCCGCGAUGUCUUCGCCGCUUACAUCCCUGAGCUCUUUGGAUGAUUUUGAUGAAAGCAUUGGCACAUUACAAGAAGGUCCUCUUAUCUCUCGAGAUGAGUUGCAUGCUGCUCAGGCAUUGUGCAAUUUCCAGCGAAUGCUGACCAUACAAACAGAACAGAGACAUGGCCCUAUCGGUAGUUCAAGGAAUCUCGUUGAUUCCAGUACACAAACGGAAGCAGAGUUACCGCCUACGAUACCUUUGCCCCCGCAGCGCAAAGCACCUAUGAAGUCCACUCUCCCUGCGGCCGAGAACAAGUCGUCAGUACAAACUCCUGACCAGUCGGCUCCGGUGCGGCCCAAGAGGACGCGAACUGCGGUAAAACAGGAGGCGGAGGAAAUCAAUCUACGUCUGCCUGAUAACACCGAGAAGGUAGCAGAGUCUGGGAAGUCCACGAGAAUUACUCGUCAACGCCGGAAGCCCAGACCUUCGGAAGCAGCGAAGGACGCCCAGGCGCCGGCAUCUUGUUCCAUGAUCCGAUCUGUGGGUCCUGAUGCUUCUGACUUGAGUAGUGCUUCGGUAUUGCCCACCUCCAAUCCUCACAAAGCCUCAGUCACAAUCACCCAGUCUGCCCAGUCUGCCACUCCAACGUUGAAGAUACGAUUACCGCGACUGAGUGCUGUCAGCGCUGCAGUACACUCAAAUGCUGCACCACCACCCACGGCACCUGUACACACUGCAGCAAACUCUAAGGAACCUCGCCCGAAGCGCCCAUUACGACGACAGACUUCUGACACUGCUACUGUUUCUUUCAGCGGCACAUCUUCGUCUGCAACUGAUGGUGGUGACGAAUUUGAGCCAAGCAAACCCAGCCAAAAAAGAGAAUCCGUGGAUGAGCUCUAUGGACCAUAUUACGUUGUUCCCAAGGAACCCACUAUACUUGCAGGUCGUGAAUAUGUUGAUCUUCCAGGUUACGACCUAUGGCUACACUUUGUGGACAAUGUUCAUGCAUUCGAUGGGUCCAUUGACAUCGAGCAUUUCCACGACGCCCUGGCAAGCACUUUGCAAAUGUACCCUCAUGCCGCGGGGAAACUGUGCACAACCGGCGGUCGUUGGUUUAUCCAGCUGACAAAUUCCGGACUGGCUGUUGAGGCCGAGGAUCGCAAAGAAGAGUUGUCUACCUCUUUUAUUCAAGGAGACUGGGUCAUUCAAGACGACCUUUCUCCCUUGCUUAGCCAACCACCACCAGAUGCUAUCAUCGUCAAUGGUAGUGCUUCCCUGGUUCGUUUCAAGAUAACAGCGUUCAAAGAUAGGACAUUUCUUGCGGUAUCUUGGCACCACACUCUCGGGUGGGAAAUGGCAGGAGAUGCGGUGGCACUUUUUCGGUUCAUGCAAACGUUGUCCAUGUUCUACCAAAGGAUCAAGCCAGAUUUUUCUCCUCCAACUUUCGACAAAUAUCAGUACCGAACCCCGGAGCCAUCUACGUCUUCAAACUUUCUUCAACUAUUACCUCAUUUGUGGGUCUCUUAUCCUUUCGAUGAGCUCGAGGCCAAAUAUGCCGAGGCCUGCGAGGAUCUGGGAAACCUUAGAUGGAGAUUUCAUGAACAUCAUCUUCAUGCGCUCCACUCCAUGCUCAGUGGCAAUGAGGAGGGCUAUCUUUCGUGGCACGAUUGCCUCACAGCGUAUGUCGUCACUCUACUGAACCGUUCUAUGCCUAGGCCCAUUCGCAUGGUCACGAAUGUUGCUAAUUUUCGGCGUGUUGAAGCUCACUAUAUCGCAAGCAAUGUUGCAGGAAAUGUUAUCCAAAAUAUCCCCACCGGCACCCUGCCAUCUAAUAUGCGAGGUAUCGCCAUUGCUGUGCGGGAAUCGAUUGUUCGGUGCCGUGACCAGAUGUUUCUUGAGGAUUGGAUGGCCGUGACAAGCGAUAUCAUGCUAGCAACUGCCAAUGCUGGGAAAUAUUUCUUCUUUGCUUCGCGUCCUGGCGUGAUGACAAUCAAUUCUAAUGUCGCGAUUGAUUGGUGUGACGCUCACUUCGGGUUCCCUGAUUCUUCCAGUUUUUUCACAACUGGGAUGUCGAAGUUCUAUUUUCGGCCCUUCAAAUCGAACCCCACGCUAUGCGAUGGCACUUGGCGAUCUCGAAAGGGCUCGAUAGACGUAUCUAUGGGUGUUCCGAGAGUACUGAAGGCUAAGCUUGUAGACCGCCUGGCGUUGGAUUUUGAGACGAUCCUUUAUCGGUCACCACGGGACACCGAGCUGCGAAUGGAUACCGGUGCCCAGCCAGGAGUGACACCAUGA